This is a messenger RNA of Plodia interpunctella (Indianmeal moth), 6753 nucleotides long. It is a transcript of the gene Dcr-2, whose product is annotated as Dicer-2. The transcript has 35 exons. Gene Ontology annotation, biological process: apoptotic DNA fragmentation; pre-miRNA processing; siRNA processing. Gene Ontology annotation, cellular component: nucleus; cytoplasm; RISC complex. NCBI's taxonomy places the organism in Eukaryota, Metazoa, Arthropoda, Insecta, Lepidoptera, Pyralidae. The record is from RefSeq and is a predicted model, not a curated record. Gene Ontology annotation, molecular function: protein binding; ATP binding; RNA binding. The coding region runs from base 166 to 5250 and encodes 1694 amino acids.
UAUAAUCCUGUCAGUGUCAGUCAGUACAGUCUGUUUAACUAGGUGUGUUUUCCUUUUUUUCAUUAAAAUGUUGUGUUAGGUACCUAGUAUUUUCUAUGGUUUAUAUUUUAUUGAGGUGAGGGAGGAAAUUGUAUUUCAACUGGUUCUUCUUGUCAGUUAAUAAAAAUGGAGGUGGAUUCUAAUGAAGUUGAGCAAUUAAAGUCUAGACCAUACCAAACGGAGCUGGAAGAGAUAGCUAUCAAGCAAAACACAAUUAUUCAUUUACCCACUGGAUCAGGCAAGACUCUAAUAGCUAUACAGCUUAUCAAAAGGUGCAGAGGUGCUUUACAAGACCCUUGGGGCCAAGGGGGAAAACGGACUUUUUUUUUAGUCAAUAAUGUUCCUUUGGUUGAUCAACAGAGAAAGGCAAUUCAAAAAAUAUGUCCGGUAGAAGGUGUGGGCGCCUACAGCAGCGAAGACAGAGUUGAUUAUUGGGAUAAAAAUAAAUGGGACGAAGAACUAUCAAAAAAUCAGGUGAUAGUAAUGACAUGUCAAAUCUUAAGCGACAUGAUCACACACGGCUACAUAAGAAUACAAGAUAUAAAUCUACUGAUUUUCGACGAGUGCCAUCACGCAGUGGAAGACCACCCUAUGAGAGUAGUGAUGAAACAUUUUGAGUCCUGUCCUCCCUAUCGACAGCCACGGGUACUUGGGUUGACAGCUACUUUAUUAAACGCAAAUGUAAAUCUGCCCAACGUCCCUAACUCGCUUCGUGAUUUAGAGACUACGUUCCAUGCCACCAUUGCGACGGUCAACGAACUAGGAGAAGUUCUUACUUACUCAACAAAUCCAAAAGAAAUGGUUCAAUACUACCGAGCCCCUAUACCCACCGCAGCCACUAUGGAAGCUAAAGCAGUAUUGUUAGACCUGAAAAUGCAAGUAAUUUCAGUCAAGUUACCGGUUGUUACUGACGCGCCUUUGGUAAAGUUGGAAGUUGGCCAGAUCGACAUCUCCAGGGACCCGAAAAAGAUUGUAAAAGCAGUUAAAAAUAUGAUCACAUGUAUGAUAUCAUUGAUAGAAGAUCUAGGAGUUUACGGAGGAUCGUUGGGCAUCGUAACUCACAUUAUAUUGUUAGAGAGAUUGAAAAGGAAGUCUUUGUGUAAGGAAGAAGAGAUGUUAUUCAAAUUUGUCAUCACGCACUGUGUCAUGGCUAGAGCAAUCCUUUUAAAAUCAAUGGAGAAGGACACUGGAUACGAGAAGAUUGUUAAUCAUUCUUCAGAGAAAGUCUUACAGCUACUUAAUAUUAUAAAAGAGUAUAACCCUGCCACCGUCAAUACACCCGGAGUGACUUUAAGAAUAAACAGUGUAAAGAAGCCGUUAUCUGGAAUAAUAUUCACUCAACAAAGGUUCAUGGCAAAACUUUUAUAUAACCUCCUGAAAAAUGUCUCGGAGGUUAACCCUAAGGAAUUUGGCUUUCUUAAACACGAUUUUAUUGUAGGGUUCAAUGUAAACCCUUUUAAGAAUACAAGGGAACAACACUAUCAGAAGAAGACAAGUCAGAAAGCAUUACUUAAAUUCAAACACAAGGACCUUAACUGCCUUAUUUCAACAAGCGUGAUAGAGGAAGGGGUAGACAUUCCGCAGUGUAUGUUGGUAGUGAGGUUUGACCCACCACUCGAAUACAGAUCAUACAUUCAGAGCAAAGGUCGCGCCAGAAGUGCUGAAUCGACAUACGUGAUAUUAGUUGACGAAACUAAUAGGUCUAAAUUUGAAAAUCUCUACAUGGCUUUUCAAAAAACUGAACGGUUAAUCCAAAAUAUAUUAGUAGGCAAAAGUGAAAGUAGAGUAGCACCUACAGAGCAAGAACUACAAUCUAAUUUGUAUGAAGACGACGAUAUUCCCCCAUAUGUUACCAUGCAUGGCAACACUCUUUCGGCCACGUCAGCUAUAUCACUUCUAAACAGAUACUGUUCGAUGCUGCCACACGACCAGUUCACUGUAAUCACACCAAUGUGGAUCCAGGAGAACGUGGAGGGGAAACUGGGCGAAAAGUUGACAGUAGUCACAAUUAUCAUGCCACUCGCCUGUCCUGUCAGGGAGUCUAUAAAGGGCGACCCACAACCAAAUUUGAAAAGUGCUAAACGAUCAGCAGCGUUAAAGGCUUGCAUUCGACUGCACCAAGAAGGGGAAUUAGAUGAAAUAAGUUUAUUACCGAAACAGUAUGGAAUGGUGAAUUUCGACCAAUCAGAAAUAAAGAGCUGUUUCCCUAAUUGGCCCUGGGAUACUGAAGAAGAGGUCCUGGAAGAUGUUCCGAAGGCGGGCACUAAGAAGCGAAUGCGGAAGCAUCCAAAAGUUUUCCCAACAUGUCUCAAAGGACCAUCGAAUUGGACAUCAGGGCUACAGAAUUUCCAUCUUCACAUUAUCCAAAUGAAAACUGCUUUCCCAGAGCCCAAGGAUUCCCGCGAGAGGGCGUUGUAUGGAUUGUUACAGAGCAACAGAGGGUUUGGUUUUCUUACCACAGAGAAACUGCCUAAGCUGUGCAGUUUCCCCAUGUUCCUCACUGUGGGAGAAGUCACUACUAACAUUGAAGUGAAUUAUGCAGUUGUGCCGCUUUCAGUGCCUCUAUUCCAAUUAAUAAAACGCUUCCAUUUCCUCGUGUUCGACCAAGUACUAGGCAUAGCUAAAAAGUUCCUAGUAUUCGACGGCACAGAAAAUUGUAUGUACUUCGUGCCUACAAAGUUUAAUGGAGACUACGACAUCGAUUGGGACAUAAUGAAAACUCACACGCACAUACCACCUAUCACAGUUCCGACAAUUCAGGAAAGAGUAGAAGCCACAAAAUCAGUGUCACUGGAAACCCAUAAGAAUUGCGUUGUAACUCCGUGGUAUAGGUCGUCUAUUUGGCCUGACAGAUACAUAGUGUCAAAUGUAUUGGAGUACAUGACGCCGAUGUCGUUAUUUGAAGCUCAGCCUUACGGCACGUAUGCGAACUAUUACAGCAGUCGGUACAAUUUGGAAAUCAUGGGCCGGAAAGACCAACCAAUGUUAGAGGUUCGAAACAUAAGUUCGCGUAUGAACUGCCUGCUACCCAGAGCGGCAACUAUCAAUGCCUUCACAGAAAAACAACAGAAGAUAAUUUCUGCUGUCCAAGGCGAUGACAAACCGAACAGCUUCGCCGAAGCCUUCAUACCAGAGUUUUGUAUCAAGUAUGACUUCCCUGGAGACUUGUGGUACAAGGCAAUGAUGCUUCCGAGCAUUGUUCACAGAGUGCACAUGUUAUUAGUUGCCGAUGAACUCAGGGCUAGUAUUGCUAGAGACACCAAAUUGGGUCAAGAGACACUUCUAGGAUUUGAAGAGUGGAAGCCGAUCGAAGUCCACUUACAAGUGGCGAUCACAGCUUUACGAGCGCAGGCGGACGACACGCCAGCGCCAAUCAAUACCAUAGAUAGGAUAAACAAUCCCAUUGAUGAUACACAAAAGCCCCCGCUGAACAUUUUGACCAUGAAAGACACACUAUAUAAGCUUCUUAUGAAGAAUAUCAACAAGGAAUAUUCCUGGGAUGAAAAAAUGGAGCCUUUAGACAUUGAACGCAAUAUAAACACCGUAACAGUAAUGGAUAUCGAAUGUUACGACGAGUUUGUGUCAGCGCCGGCCUUCCAAACCAAGACGGGCAAUAUGAAAUCACCGCUGCGCAUGCCCACUUCUACUAAGUCCGCCAUAUUGCCCCCACCGCUGAAAUACAACGACAGGAUCGGUAUUCUAGAUCAGAAAAUCACGCCUCGCGGACCAGAGUUACGCGACGUGUUAGCCGCUUUAACUGCAAUUAAAUCGCAUGACACGUUCAAUUUAGAACGUGUCGAGACCCUGGGGGAUUCUUUCCUGAAGUUCGCGGCUAGCUUGUACCUUUAUCACAAGUUCCCGUUACUACAAGAGGGACAGCUGACAAAUAUCAAGGGCAGACUCAUAGGCAAUAGGAACCUGUACUACGCCGGCGAACGAGUGAAUUUGAGUGGUCGAAUGAAAAUCGAACAGUUCAGCCCGAAGAAGGACUUUCUGGUGCCAGGGUUCUUUGCGCCACUGAAGAUACGGCAGUUCAUAGAACAGGAACAGAUCCGGCCGUCUUUCCUCAUUGGCAUGCAGUUUUCUCCGGAAGAGGUCCUCUCGGGUGAACUUUCGGAUGAAAGUUUGGCGUCGGUUGACAUCAGGCAUCAGAAUUACGACGGCGUGGCAGAAAGAGAGCCUGCGGGUUUCGUAACCAAUUCCAUGCAGUGCUACGUGCAGGCCCAGGCCGUUUCAGACAAGUCAGUGGCGGAUUGCGUGGAAGCCCUUAUCGGCACAUAUCUACUAAGCGACGGAAUAUUGGGGGCAGUAAAAAUUUUGGAAUGGUUCAAAGUUCUGCCUCAACAGGACAAUUUCGUUGAACUAUUACAUAAGGCAGUCCCUACGGCGCAAACUGAGGGCAGGGCGAAGCCCGAGGAAAUUGACUUCCUUUUGAACAGUUGUUCUAAGGACAUAGAACGCAUACUUGGUUAUAAAUUCAAGGACACGUCAUUUUUGUUAGAAGCGCUGUCACAUCCAUCGUACAUCCGCAACCGCCUGACGCGGUCGUACGAGCGACUAGAAUUUCUCGGCGACGCCAUUUUAGAUUUCCUGAUCACAUGUCACAUAUUCGAGAACUGUGAGAACUUGAAGCCGGGAGAACUGACUGAUUUGCGAUCGGCUUUGGUGAAUAACGUUACGUUUGCGUCGUACGUCGUCAAGCUAGGACUUCACAAAUACAUGUGCUCGCAACUCAAUCCGAAAUUGAACAACGCCAUUAUUGCCUUCGUGGAACACCAGGAGCAAAGAGAUCACGAGAUAUUGGAAGAUGUCCUAUACCUCAUUGACGAAGAAGACUGCCAAAUCGCUGAGUAUGUGGAGGUGCCGAAGGUCCUCAGCGACAUAUUCGAGUCGCUAGUGGGCGCCAUCUACCUGGACUGCGGCGGGCAGCUGCAGACGGUGUGGGCGGUGGUGUACCGCGUCAUGUGGCACGAGAUCGAGAUGUUCUCGCGCCGCAUCCCGCAGCAGCCGGUCAAGACGUUGUACGAGAGGAUUCACGCUUGUCCCGUGUUCCAGACGGCGAAAGUAGCAGACACGGCGGUGCCCCGCGUGAUGAUUCCGGUGACGAUCAGCAAAGAAGGCCGCCAGCUCACUGUGUACGGGUUCGGGGGAAACAAGUUCCAAGCCAAACGCGCCGCCGCCAAACUGGCGCUCAGAGUACUCAGUCUUUAAACUGACAACAACGGGCCCUACAGUCCGUCUAUACCAGCUGAUAGACUUGAAAUCGAAUUUACUUUUUUUUUUUAAUAUUAUGCUAGCUAUUUUAUACUAAGCACAUUUCUUAUUAUUAGGUUUAGUUAUUCAGUUAUUUAUGAUUUCCAUUGUAUUUUUCUAAAAAUGUAUAAUUAAAAAGACCGUCAUUAUAUAGGCCUAUAAAACACCAACAACCUCGUAAGACUGGACUGAAAAUCUGACAUGGAACUCGUUGGAAUUUUUUUGAUGAUGAAUGUGUGUGUGCGUAGUGCGACUUUGCUAUUUUUACAUCUCACCAUCGAAUCGAUUCGAAGUGAGACGCAGCACCAAUCACAGUGCGCCAUUGUGACGCGACGAUAACCAUACCUAUGUAAUUGAUUAGCUGCGUCUCACUGCGAAUAGUCUCGAUACUGAGAAAUGUAAACCCACAGUUCGCCCUCAUUCGUUCGCCAUACAUCGAGAAAAGGAAGUAACAGAUUCUGACGAGGGUUAAAUGUGAAUCGUACUCACUUUCGAGUACGUACAUAGUGCUUUAUACGACACCUGCCUACGCGAAAAAUAAAAAAAAUUAAAUAUCCCGAGCAGGUGUCGCAUAAAGAAUAUUGAACAUAAAAAAAAAUAAAAAUUAGUCCUGUUUUAUUUGCUUGUAAUCGAUGUUUUUGUCAUUCACUGUUCAGACUAGUUUUAAUAGCAUGCCUGGACAAACAAACUAUAUAGGUGGUACAUAAGAGAUUAUGUACCACCUAAACACAGUUAUUGCAAUAUAUAUUUUUGUGUUUAAGAUUUGAGUUCAAGCCGACGGAAAAGAAGCAUUUAUAUUUUUACGAUGAAAUUAUUUUAUUCAUAGUUUUCAUUAAUUUAGUAUUUUUUAUUACUUUCGCAUAUAAUCCUGUAAUAUGUAAGAUAUAGAUGGUUGAAAAUCCCGCCACAAAUAUAUGCAGUUGUAACAGGCAGACAGACAAAAAAUAUUUAUUUGGAUUUCUGUACCUUCAAAGCAGCAUAUUUAGGAAUUAUUUUUCAUAAAUUAAAAGACAAGAUAUUUUAUUUGCAAAAACAAUGCCGGCUAAUUGCUGUGCAAACAGUGUGAGCAGACAUAACAGACUAAAAAAAAAAACUAUAGCUCUCGAUAACGGUAGUGCUACACCUAUAGGUAAAGUUUGAUAAAUUUUCACGUCGCACAUGUAUAAACAGGAUGCUAUGCUAUGAAAAUGUGCAAAUUCAUUCACGCUAGGACUAAUGCGUCGUCCAAUUUCUUGUUUGUAACCGCAUGCAACGCGAUUGACUGAAGGUUUGCGCAAUAAUUAAUUUCCUUCAUUCUCUUUUUUUGCAAGAAUAUUCACAAAUUAUCUAGAUUAGCAUAAUUUACUUUUAAGAUAAUACCAUAUUUUAAUAUAUUAGAAUAAAAUGUUAUCAUCUUGAAAAUACAUACUCAUUAAAGAGGAUGUUGACUGAAGUGAAAAUUAAAUCUUAAGUACCCACAUA